CUACUUUUGUCUCUCCGCAAAGCGAGUAAGCACAAUCAUUCCCCAACCACAAAUAAACUCUUAUUUCCCCCCUGUUUAUUUUUCACGCGGUCGAACAAUUUGUCCUUUAUGGUUUGAUGGGGAGGAAGCGGCAGCUUCCUGCUACUCUUCCCCGCCAGAGAGGAAAAGAAAAGAGGCUGUGGAGAUUCACCAUCAGCAACGGACGCGUUGAAGAGAGAUGGCUGAGGAAGAAACAGCCACGUCGACUUGGAAGAUGAAGACGGCGUUGAGUGAAAACAUGCUGUUUGGGAUGGGAAAUCCCUUGUUGGACAUCUCAGCUGUGGUGGACAAAGAUUUCCUUGACAAGUUUGGACUGAAACCAAACGACCAGAUCUUGGCUGAAGACAAACACAAAGCCUUGUUUGAAGAAAUUGUCAAGAGAAACAAAGUUGAAUACCAUGCCGGUGGCUCUACCCAGAACUCAGUGAAAAUCGCUCAGUGGAUGCUCCAGAAACCGCAUAAGGUGGCUACCUUCUUUGGGUGCAUCGGGAAGGAUGACUUCGGCAAGAUCCUGAAGAAGAAGGCGGAGGAAGCUCAUGUCGAUGCCCAUUACUACGAGCAGACCGAGGAGCCGACUGGUACCUGUGCAGCUUGCAUCACUGGAGACAAUAGGUCCCUUGUUGCUAACCUGGCAGCGGCAAACUGCUACAAAAAGGAAAAACACCUGGACUUGGACAGCAACUGGGAGCUGGUGGAGAAAGCCAAGGUCUAUUAUAUUGCGGGGUUUUUCCUGACCGUUUCUCCAGAUUCGAUCCUUAAGGUGGCAAAGCAUGCUUCAGAAAACAACAAAAUCUUCUGCAUGAACCUCUCUGCACCGUUCAUCAGCCAAUUCUUUAAAGAACCCUUGAUGAAGGUGAUGCCAUACGUUGACAUCUUGUUUGGCAACGAAACGGAAGCGGCCACGUUUGCCAAAGAGCUGGGCUUUGAGACGGAUGACAUUGCAGUGAUCGCGCACAAGACCCAAAACCUCCCCAAGGAGAACGCAAAGAGGCAGCGAUUGGUGGUCUUCACCCAGGGCAAGGACGACACCGUUGCAACUGUUGGUGAUAAAGUGACCGUGUUUCCUGUUUUGGACAUCGACCAAAAUGACAUUGUGGACACCAACGGAGCAGGAGACGCCUUUGUUGGAGGAUUCCUCUUUGCACUUGUCCAAGAGCAGUCAUUGGAGGAGUGCAUCCGGGCCGGGCACUAUGCAGCCAACGUGAUCAUCAGGCGGGUCGGAUGCACCUUCCCAGAGAAACCGGAUUUUCACUGAUUAAUCCGAUCUGUCAUUCCCACAAGAUGCUUACUGUACCGAUUUAUACUCUUCAGGAUUUUACGUGUAUUUUUCUAUUCCCUCUGACUGGCAUUUUGAAAAUAAUUGCUGCGGCUUGAUGGAUUUAUCGAGCCAUGAUAAGCAAUUGAGAUAUUAUAAUGCUAUUCAAACAAUGUACUAGCAUCAGACAUUGGAAAAUGUUCAUAGGAAAAGCCGCAUUCCAGCAGCAACUGCCAUUUGAGAAUCAACAACUGCAUACCUGAAUAGCUGAUAAUUUUGAAUCAGUAAUGUAGACACUGUCUUGGUACUUUGUCCAUAAUAUUUAAGAAAUAGCUUGAAGGUAUUUCAUAAUAUAAUUUAAAUAUAUAAAAGAAAUUGCUCAAUGUCUGAGAAAUGUAUCAUAGUGUGGGGAUAUCUCAAGUGUUUCUCAGUAGUUAUUCUAAAAUGUGGUUUCUUGUUCCCUUACCUGAGAGUUAUAAGUAACUUGUGACCACAAAAUGCUAAUGAACAAACAGCAUUACAAUCCACUUCUCAACUGUCAGAAUAAAUGUAUUGCAGCAGCAUAAGAUCACACAAUUAUUUUCGUUAUUCUAAAAAAUAAUCAACCCUUAUUCUGGUAAAUUCAGAAUGUUGGUGACUGGUGAACCAUUUUGGUGUUGGUUUGACUCUUGUAUUUUGCUGACAGAUCCAAUGAUAAUAAACUUUCAGUUGUCUGGAAGAAGCAUGCAUAGAUUUCCAUUUAAAAUAUCGCAGUAAUUUAGGGAUUUCAUGCAUACCACUCACCCUAAGAAGGUUAAAUACCAGGGUAGCAGAAAGUCAACUAAUAAAAAGUAAAAGGUGAACAUUCAUAAAAUAUUUCAGUUCCAUUGAUUUUAUAAAAAUGAUUACAUAUAUCAUUAAGUUUGUCACCAGCGGUUUGUAAAAUCAAAUAUUUCCUAAGGAUGGAUAUUUUUUCCUUGUUGAAGAAAUAUACUGAAAUUAAAGGUGUAAUUUUCCUAAUUGUUUAGUGUACAAUUAUGCUGCUGCAAUAAAAGCUUAAUUUAUUUUAGGGCUAUUUACAAAACUUUAUUGUGUGUGCAGAAGGCCCUGUUGUGGUGUAAAUAAUUAAUGCAAGCUAGCACUGUACAAAGCAUCAUCAUUGAUGCCUGUUGGUAAAAAUGUUUGUUAUUCAAUUUAAAAAAGAAUAUUCCUUUGAUUUGCAGUUUGGUGCUGCAGACAUCGUUGAUAAAUUACGACUAUUGACUGCUUCCCAUUUCGUAUGGAGCACAUAUCAAUCAACACAUUCAUUAUUUUUCGACUGAAAAUACAAGAAAAGUAUAAAAGUGAUGACGUUAAAUGUUGGAACACCAAACUUUAUCAACAGCAGAGAAUGCCCCAAGAACAAAAUGGUGAUUGCAGUGUCUCCAGUUUUAAGUUAAUCCAAUGAAGUGAAGACUUUUGUAGAGCGUCAUCCAGUGAUGAGGAGGAAGUCAAGAGAAAUGUUUGGAGCAGCAGCUUGGAUAUCUUACAAACAGGCACCCCUCUAAGGGAUUUAAAAGCACGCUGUCUGGAGCCCACAGUGGAGUUUUACUGCUUGUGACAAAAACUGUCAGAAGUCUAAAUUUUCUCUGCACAUUCGGUCUAUAUUUUACUCAUGAGGGUUAAACUACAACAAAGUGACGUGGUAAAAUAUCUGAGUUAUUCUAAUGAAACUGUUGCCACACCACAGAUGAGAAGAAGUCAGAGUGGAAGCUAGUAGUGUGAUAGAAGCCACACAAAAAUUAAAAACAUCUGCAGGAUGAAGAAUUAUCUUACCAGAAAUUUAUGCUCACAAACAAUACCCACAGUUUUUUUUAUUGAGGUAUGACAGUGGUUUCCCUGUUCCAGCUAUGGCAUGAACUCUGCUAUGUCCUCUUCUCUUAUGUUUGGGGCCUUUUAUUCAGUUAGAACCAAGAUUCUGAGUGUUGCAUAAUGCUGGGUGCAAAACAGCUGUUUUUGGAAAAAUUCAUCUUUCACUUUGAUGGAAUUCACCCAUAGUUUUUAUAUAGAUUAACUUUAUCUGUAUUUUUUUUUCUAUCAAGAAAACGAUCUAUGUCCUACAUCGCAAUCAAUAGUUAAUCUGAUAGUGGUGUUUCAGAUGUAAGAUCAUCACCCAAAAUUGGAGUCCAGGUGCAAAAAUGGUUUUUAAAACUUCUUUUCUUACUUGAAAAACAACAAAAGCCUCAUUAUGUUUCAUUUUCAUGCAUUUGUAGAGUUUAUGGCUCUAAACCUUGAUGACAUUUUCCCUUUCAGAAACAACAAAGCCAAACUGGAGGUAAUUGUUUUGUUUGUACAGAAACAAGAAAAACCACAUUAGUCUUGUCUCAACCCACACAAAGUCACAUUUGAUUUUUAUUUCUUAAACAAACAGGUGAACUCACCUGAAAUGUACCAUGCAACACACAGAUAAUUUGUAAAGUUCCUUUAUUUCAUUUAAUCAGCAAGGUAUCGCACUCUGACAUCAUGGUCAUUGUAACCUGGAAUUGCUCGGGUCACCCAGCCUCCCCCAUCACUCCCAUGGCUAGUUGGGGUCCAAACUGGACUCUGUGUCUGCAGGGCAGCAGGAGAUCAUUUCUCUCAGUUUAAGGGAUUAGUGGUUUGCUCUUCGCCACGAUCAUUAAAGGGACCCGAAAAUUAGCCUGAUCCUUCAUACCCAGCUGUGCCGUUGUUGGGGGUGGGAGGCAGAGAUCAGAGGGAGCAACCCUUGGUAAAAAAGGGUUGCCCACCCGCCGGCAGAAACUGUUGGGAAGUGUCUCAAGUGUUUGAACUAAUUCAAACUCAUCUGUUCCACAGUGAAGUGUGAGAAUAACCGUUUUUACUCCUAUUGAAAUACUUGUUACAUCCUGUAUCUUUUUUUUUUUUGCCUUUGCUUGUAUUAACCCAGAUCAUACAGGUUGAAAAACUUUCUCUUGCCAAAGUGUUACUUACAACUCUUAUUUUUUUUAAUCAACCAUUUUUUUAAAAAAGGAUUUCCACAGAUGCGCUCUGAAAAGGUCCACCAUUCUGAUUGGACAAGACUCCAUGGCAGCUGGUUCAUUUACUUCUCAAGAUGACAGAUGGCAAAACACAAACACAAAAAGAGAGAGAGCCAUGAUUAAGUCAUGAGGAUGCCUGCCACAAUGAGGGAAACUACUUUUCUCACUUUCUCCAACAAACUUUGGCCCUGCUCAGUGCACACGGAUGAAAAACAAACUCGAGAGCAUUUAGCAUAUUAUCACGUUCUGUGAUUUCAACAGACCUUCAACAAAUAGUGAAGCUUGGUCUGCAAUGUCUCUAAUUUUCAUUCUUUGGCCAAAACUUCACUUUUCCAUUACAUUAAAUUUAGAUUUUGUGACAUUUGUCCACAGUAGUUAGUUCACCAGCAUAUAUAGUUGCUGUUAGCACUAAUGAUGAUAAUAAUAAUGCUUGCAAAGGAGUAACUGGGGUCCUAGCCAGUGUUUUGCCCCGCAGAUGGGCAGCAGUGUUUGUGAACACCAGUGUGGCAGUUGGCAGGGAUUGAGGGGGGGGAUGGGCCGACUGCUAUGGCACAUGCUCCAAUUCAAAUUAUCCCUGGACCCAUGCAGCAGUGGAGGACCUGCUGGGGCCCAGGGUGGCAUUCAUUACACCCAGACACUGGCAUGUUUUUUUUUUUUUUUUUCCUCUGCUCAGUCGCUAUUUAUUAUGACCCCCAAUCCACAAAUUCUCUUUAUUCAUAUUUCACCUGCUUAAACGUUUUCUAAAUUGACAAUUUUGUUGACUGAAUCGUUUUGUCGAUUUGCAUAAAUUUCAGUAGAUGAAUAGCAGAAAACAUGACAAAUGCUGCAGUUCAAUAAAAACAUGUAGAUAAUGACAAGAACAGCCAAUCCUGAUAAUGAGGGAGCUUCAAUUAACGUUGAGCGAUAUCCACUCAAAAACAUCAGGAGUGUAAACUCACCAGUCCCUUUAUUAGGUACACCUGUUAAAUUGUUGAACAAAGUAGGGGAUCAGCCAGCAACAUGGCUGCAACUGAAUGGACUUCUGUAUUGAGGCUGACUGAGUUCCAAACUGAGCAUCAGAGCAGGAAAUAACCAGAAGUUUCAAGUAAUAUAACUUAACGACAAAAGUAAAUAAAAUACUUUUUCAAUCUUUAAUAUUGCAGUGUCUGGUAAGGAUUACAUUAGGACACCCCACAUUUAAUCCUAUUUUAAUGGCUAAUAUUACACACAGGCAUAUCAAGCCAGAAACACACAAUUAAAAGAGUGUUACUCAGCAUUUUGAAAAAGGCUUUCCAUAUUUAAAACUCAGAUGUUUACUUGGUGCAACCCUGACUACUGAAGUGAGGUUGAAAACGAUGAUGAGACUGAAAGAACUGUUUGUGGCCUUCAGAAAGAAGAUUUUAGGAGCUUAGAAGUCUGGUAAGGGAUUUACAGAAGAAUCAAAGGAUUUUUAAAUCAGCCAAUCCGCUGUCUGAAAAACUGUCUCCAAAUGCAAGAGACUCUAAAGGACUGCCAGCAUGCUGAGGUUUGGUCCGCCAAGCAAACCUACCUUAAGAACAGACUGCAAGGAGCUAAAAGAAGUCUCCAAAGUUCCUAAAAUGUGAUCACUGAACAUACUGCAGGCUCUCGCUACUGCUGAUAUUCUUGCAUAUUAUCUUUCUUGUGCAAUCAGAAAGAUAAUAUGCAAGUUAAACUUUCAUCGAGUGUGCAAGGAGGAACCUUUGAUCUCUGAGAAAAACAUGAGAGCCAAAAAAAAUGUUGCCAUAGAGAAGAAUAUGGACCAGGACUUCUUGAGUACUGUUCUAGGAGAGGUGAAUCUGAAAUUGAAUUUUUUUAGACACUAGAACAGAGGACAUGUUGAAUGUCAGCUGAACCAAAACCGAAACCUUUAAAAUGAUAGUGACCCAAAACAUACCAGUAUAUCUGCUGACUGACAACUAAGAAAAUCCCUGGUUGUGUCAAAACACACAUCUUCAUCUCAUUGAGAUGCUGGCUGGGUUGUUUAAAAAAGGCUUUUCUUGCAAGAAAUCGCUCAAACAACUCACAGCUGAAAAUAAAGAGUGGUGCAAACUUUUUUUUGUCAAAAUACCCAUCUUUUUGUAUGACUUUGUUAAUGACUACAACAAAGUCAGUUGGUGUUCACCUGGAAAUAAAUCACUUUCUCUUGAAAUAAAUAAAAAAGACUAGGCAUGAUAUGAAUGUUUCUUUUGGAGAAACUGAAUUUUAA
Molecule: messenger RNA, 6493 nt
Organism: Poeciliopsis prolifica (blackstripe livebearer)
Lineage: Eukaryota; Metazoa; Chordata; Actinopteri; Cyprinodontiformes; Poeciliidae
Gene: adkb
Product: adenosine kinase b
Exons: 11
Coding region: 218-1294 (358 amino acids)
Biological process (GO): purine ribonucleoside salvage
Cellular component (GO): cytosol; nucleus
Molecular function (GO): adenosine kinase activity
Source: RefSeq, a predicted model, not a curated record